AUGCAACGGGGCAUAGAUGAAGUAGCCACCUACCUGGCAGAGGUGGGAAUGGAAGCGUCAUCAGAGAAAACGCAAUAUAUGAUGGUCGCUCGCCCUAGGGACCACAGAAAAGGAAUAGCAGGCUCAGUACGGCUAGAACUCAAUGGACAAGAAGUCGGCAAAACGCCACAUAUCAGAAUCCUUGGAGUCACCUUCGAGCAGACGGCAAGAAGCACAAGAUGGUUCCCGGAGAUGGAAAAGGCGUGGGCUCAGGGUCUCAAGCUCAUAAAGAAAACAACAAGCAAGUCCUGGGGAGCAGAUGAAAAGGCUCUGCGUAUCCUCACAGAGGCCCUUCUCACGUCACGAGCACUGUACAGUUGCAACUGGCUGAAUCUCAACCAGGCGCAGUGGAAGAAACUCGAGAGACUUAACAACCAAUCCAGGCGAGUAGUCACGGGCCUUCCCAAAUACACGCCACUCGAAAUGCUAGAAAGGGAAGCACAAAUGAACAACAUAAAAGACAGGGCCGAAACCCAAGCAAUCGCUCAGUUUCAAAGGCUAGAGCGCACUAAACAUGGACGUAGAUUCCUGCAAGACCUGGGAUACGAGACAAGCAACAAGCCGCCAUUGGAAGAGGCGCUACCUCCGUGGCAGGACGAGAUGAUAACGGAUCAUCGGCCUCUACCUCAAGUUCUCAACCAAGGGAAGAGGGCUAGAGCCGCUAAGAUGCACGCGGCUUGGUGCGAAACACAUGCGCCAAACGAAGAAGUACGGUACACCGACGCCGCAAAGAACGGUGACAAAGUGACAUCUGCAUGGCACGACGCAAGGAGAGGCAGGACACAAACCGAAUCGCUACCGUCGGGCACGACGGUGAGGGAGGCCGAAUUGAGGGCGAUAUUGGCGGCGGCCCAGGACAUCACAGGAAAGAGCGCGACGGCACCUCACGCCAGAAUUUUUACAGACUCGCAAGCAGCGAUUAACGCUACACGCAGCAGCAGACCAAAGGGCCGAACAAUAAAAAAGAUUAAGAAAGUGUCGACGGAGCUUCGCAUACGUGGCACCGACCUGCACAUCACAUGGCUUCCCGGG
This is a messenger RNA of Ixodes scapularis (black-legged tick), 1071 nucleotides long. RefSeq lists its product as uncharacterized. The transcript has a single exon. The annotation marks the transcript as partial. Lineage: Eukaryota; Metazoa; Arthropoda; Arachnida; Ixodida; Ixodidae. Gene Ontology annotation, molecular function: RNA-DNA hybrid ribonuclease activity; nucleic acid binding. The record is from RefSeq and is a predicted model, not a curated record.